Molecule: messenger RNA, 4914 nt
Organism: Linepithema humile (Argentine ant)
Lineage: Eukaryota; Metazoa; Arthropoda; Insecta; Hymenoptera; Formicidae
Source: RefSeq, a predicted model, not a curated record
AUUGAAGAUGGAUUCCAGAUCGUCGUAAUCCAUUUUUCAUCAGCGAAUAUCUAUUUUAGAGCAACCUUGGUGAUUUAUGACGACGGAAUUGAAAAUAAGUUUAAUUUCAAUCGUGUCAACGUCACGAUUCGGCGGAUUAGAGUUUAACUGGCAACACGUGGGACGUUUUUAUCGUUCUUGGCUUUUAUGCGGGUGGAAGGUAGCGUUCGUGCGAUUAUAGCGUCGCGCGUAUCGCACGUAGGAACGAAAUCUAAGCGCGACUAUUAUCAUGCGUGCGCUCGUCGGUGCCUUACAGUUGCGUGAUCGACGUGUACGCGCGCGGUAGUGCGAUCGGCAUUCGAAACGUCAACCAGUAGCGCUCGCGUGUUACAACAUGCGUCUUGAAUUUCGCAAGAGAGUAGUAUUAAUAUCAAACGGUUAAUGCCAACAAAUCUAAAUCUGCAGAAAAAUUCCAGAGCCCUGAGGCAAAAUUGUCGUCUUCGGUUUCGCGCGCGGAAAGAUAGACUGCGUCUCGGACAAACGGUUGUCGAUAAUAACCAUUUGAUACUGAUAAGAAAGCGUUGACGUCAAAAUGCGUUAUCGCCGUUCACGGUGGCUCGGUGAAAAGGUUGUAGAAAGCAAAGGAGAAAGCGGGACGCAGCGUCAAGUCGCGCUGUUUUUGCGAACACGGGUGUAAAAAUAAGACACCGCCGAGGCGCGGGCAUCAUACCGCACAUUGUAUCACGUGGAUCCUAAAAUACGCUAUCAGCUGAUGCGAUGAGGAAUCUGAGAUCGCUCUCAUCACCGAGUUCCUGCAAUUUCGCGCAUGCAACUGCGUCGCACGAUUCUAUUGAUCCGUGAGCCACCGGGACGAGCUUCCGUUGAGAAAUUCGGCUCACGACAGAUCUCGAGGAGGAUCGUAAUCGAUUACGAUCUUCCGGUCGCCGUCGGUCUGCGCUUUGAUACGGAUCGCGGCGCGCUCGCGCUCGCGGUUUAUAAAUACCCCGUGUCACGGAAUAUGGAGCGCGGUCUACAGCGUUUGACGUAAUUCCGACACGCCGCCAAGCAGGUGCGCUUGCCGGGAGGCAGAAAAAAAGUCGGUGCACGCGGAUAAACUCAUUUACGAUGUUGCGGUGUCAACAGUGCGCGCCGCGACGCGCGUUUCAGCUGUGCGAUCGAAGUGGAAGCGCGCAGACGCGUUCACCAGCUCGCGAACGUUAAAUAUAUACAUAUACAUAUUUUUUUUUGUCCAAGUCUUUUUGCUUUAUUUGACUUUUGCGAAGCGUCCGCCGCAGAUACUUCUCGGAAAGCUCGGCGUAGCGAUGAUAUUGAUGACGGUCCGCGAGAUUUCUUGAGUAAAUCAGAAGCUUACAUGGUGGAGAGGAUCUUGAGAGGAUCAGAGGAAAUCAGAUUCGAAUCGGAGAGCUUACUCGGGAUACUUGCGGAAUAGUAUUUGCUUAGAGUCUCAGAAAGAUUAUCAUGAAGAAGAAGGUUUCUCCUAUUAUUACUCAAUACGCGUAAUAUUCUCCGCGAUUCGAUUCGACCGCGCAAAAUAAAGAAAAUUCUUUAGCAUUCUGAGUAAAUGAAAGGAUCUGACACUUGAAAAAAUCCCGGAGAACGACUCGUAGACGUCUUUACGACGUCUCUCCGGCGCGGGUUUGAUCAGCUUGAACUCAUUACAUUAGCCGAAUCAUUGGAGCAUCGGAGCAUUGUAAAUCCUCCGCGAAUCAACUCGUGGCUUGGCGCAUCCGGCGUGCUCAUUCGCGACAAAGACGGAUAAAAAGGAGACAUUCGACGAGAGAAGAGGAGGAACGCGAUGGGCAACGCAGGCGUGAAAGUCGACGGCUUCUUCAACACGCAUGCCUGACACCCGCUGACGCCGCCGUGUUCGGCGUUGCCGUCGUCGUCGUCGUCAGCGUCGCGCCUUCGUAUCGACGAGUCGUGCGAGUUGCUCGCUCGCGAGAGCCAGCCAGUCAGUGGCCCACGACUACCGGAAACGAGCUCCCCCCGCGUCCCGACGACGAGGAUGCGCAGGGGUGGUGGCGGACAACGACGUGGUGGGACAUCAGCAGCGGCGAAACCGGAGGCGCGGUCGAGACGCGUCGGAUCACCUCGCUGGCGUCACUCGCGAGGGCAGAGGUCUGCGUGACCCGAUCCACCACGUGUCACACACAUACGUAUACAUACGUUCUCUCUCUUUCCCUCCGACGUCGCCACCCGACGUCGUCGUGCUUGGCGACGCGCCCGUUGCGUUGCGUGGCGACCACCUGCUCUGACGGUGCUCGACGUCGCGCGAACGUCGCGACGGUGUCUGGGAAUAAUUAAAGCUGUGACGGAAGAAAGAAAAAUUGCAGCGGGGCGAAAACCGAAUUACUCGCGGCGAGGAAGCGCGAGAUCGAGUAAUCGGCACCGAAGGGUCUCAACGGUGCCUUCUGGAAGAAGAGCGGUUGGAAGUCGUGCUUCUACGACACGCGAGCGUGAAUACAUCGAUAUUUAUUAAAUCGCCGAGGAAGCUCGGAAAAAGUCUCGCGAGGAAAACUCGACGGAGCGCAGGCGACGCUGUUCGAUCGCGUCUGAAAGAAGUGUACGCGGAAAUUUCGCUGUGAGGGAAGAGCGUCGGAGUCGCCUUCGCCGCGAUUCUCAUUUGGCUCGUUGUUGUCCCGCGAUAACGAAAGAGAAAAGAAACACGCGCGGUUGCGGCGUGUUGAGAACGGCGCGUGCAACGGGAGAAUAUCGCGCGGCGCGUUUCCGCGAUCACGCGCGGGGCGAGCGGACGUGAUUUAUUUCGGCACCACGCGGCAAUUUCGGAGAGGGGCCGCAGGAGAGCGAGAGAGGAAGCGGCGCGCUCGCUUGCAAAGGGGGAGGGGAUGGACGGCACUCGCGCCGCGAGAAAAAGAGAGGCCGCGGGAUAGAACGAGAGUAAAGCGCGACGCUUGCGUCAGUGGUGCACGCCGCGAGGAAACGGCCGCGUUGCGAGUUGCGGGUCGCUCUGAAUCCGCGACCGCGCAUUAAAACCCGAGAGGACAGCGUCGCGCAGAAUAAAGACGAAGACUCGCGGAAAUUGCGGAUGGAAUUCCACCGCGGACAGAGGUGCGUGCGCGGAUAGGUGUGUUCGCGCGUGUAUAUGUGUAAUGUAUACGUGUGCUCUAACGGGACGGAGUAAAAGUACGCGCUCUGAUUUCGAAGGCGCGCACUCCGAGCGAACGUAGGAGAGUCGGCUGGAAAUUGUACUCUGGGGACUGGUUAGGUUGUUAAAGCCGAUUGUGAUGCCGCUGCUUUCGUUUUCGACGCGGCGGCACGUCGUUUAGAGAUCCGCGAGACAAGCUUCGAGGAGGAGUUGUUCCGAAUUUCAUUCAUCUUGUGGUAAAAUAGAAUAAUACUCCGCGAUAUCGUUGCAAAAUUCAACUUGGAACUAUUGUUUCCGAUUUCUGCUAUAAAAAUUAAUCGACUUUUCGAGAUUUGAUUUGUGAUAUCGUUUGUGACAUUCGAGCACUAGAAAUUCAUAAAGUAAACAAGGGAUUCUACGGAACUUGCAGUUUCAUUCAUGAUGCACAAGGAAUGAAAUUAAAUAAUGAAGAUUGAAGGCGAGAUGGUUGAAUAAAGCAAGAUUCGAUGAAAUUCGAAUUGCCGCACGUUCGCGAAAUUACCGAAGAGGAUUUGCGGCGGCGGCGGCGGCGGCGGCGGCGGCAGAUUUCGCAGGAGGAUUCACCAAGGAGACGGGCGGCGAAUUUACUCUACAAUACAUACAGUGGAAUAAUCCACGCGGCGCAGCUGUAAAGACGAAGAAAUUGGCGGCGAUAAGCGUCGCUGGGUACUAUCUAAUCGCGGAAUCGCUCGCCCGCGUCGUGUACACAGCGCGCGAUCGCGUUUUAAUCGGCGUCGCGCGGCUUAGCGCGCCGUAAUCUGUCGACGUCGUGCGAAAGGCGUGUUACUGUGUGACUUGAUCGAGCGAAAUCUUAUGCAAGCUUUCCCCGACCUUCUCUAUUGGAUCGAGCGACGAUAUAACGAUGAUGUAACGUCGUGCUUCCAUAUCGCGCGAAGCGGAGGAUCGGAAACAAAUUGGCAAUUGUACGAACGACGAUUCCGCAUAGACUGCAAUUGUUACGAGUUUACCUCAGCGACGCACAAUCAGCAACGGGAAGAAGGAGAGCGAAGCAAUCCGGAGACUGUAUCACCGCGUCAUCCCGACACACCGUAUAUACAGAAAUUAUUCGGAGCGAUCGGUGAGGAAGGAGGGAACUUCUGGAAGCUUGCCGAUUCAUACAAGUGGAUCGAGCGGAGUCCCGAAGUCAACGGGAGAUCGGGUGUCUUUAGAUUUGAGAUUCCGCCGAGUCGAUAUUAUCCGGUGUGCGCGGCGAGAAAACGACAGUCGCGAGUAAACGUCCGCGACGGGCGUGCGAUAAUUCCGCGCGAACUCGCGACUAGUCAUCGAUCGACCAGCGGACGCCGCGCGCCGCGACGCCCUCUUUUCCCCGCCGCGUCGUCCCCACCUGUCUCUGUCGUCUCCUCCGGUCGUGUGUGUCAGACAUUUACGUAUCACGUCGGAAACACGCCUGGCGCGCUCUCUCUUCGUCCCUUUCUUACUCUCACACAUUUCCCACUCUUUAUCUCUGCGUCUCUCUGUCACUCUCUCUCUCUUUCUCGCGCACUCUCUCUCUCUCUCUCUCUCUCUCUCUCUCUCUUUCUGUCUCGAUCAUCCACCUCCUCUGUGGAUCCUAUUUCUUCUUCGGCAUACAAGUCGCGUUUGCGACGUCGUAGUCCGCGUAUCGUCCUGUUGUCAAACGCCAGGCGAAGGGGUCGUUUAUCCUUCGCCUAUCGCAAGGUGGCAUUGACAUCGGCUCCGAUGUCGCAAGUCGUCAAAGAUGCGUCGCGGCGUGUUCCGGCGUGUGCGCAAAAAAUAACGAGUGACUGAGUUCGCUUGCGUGAGAAAGAAGA